ACAAACCCCACCUUGACAGCUCACCCACUCGCUCACUCGUUCCAUCCCGUUCCGUUCACUCCACGAUACGAUAACUAUACAAAGGAUAGAUUGAUAGUAAAGAUAAGAAAGCAAUGCUGUCCCGCACUGUCCGCGUCGCACACCCACGCCUCGCCCGCUCGAUUCGCGUCUGGGGGAAGCGUUGGGAGACCGAGAUCCGGGAUGGGAAGAGGAUGGAGAGAAGAAGCGAGUACGUGCCUGGGAGGGGUUGGGUUUCUGAGCGUGCUGAGGAGGAAGAGCAUGACGAUGGUGGCGAAAUCGACCUGAUUACCUUGAAGCGAGUACCCAAGGCACAGAACAGCUGGGAUCCGGACGCCGACGGGAAGAACUGUGACCACGGGGGGAAGACUGGGUUCUUGGACGGCUUCCUGCAGGAACCUUCUUCAUCAGCCUCGCCACCUCAGGGUGCUAAGAGUGUUAUCCCUCCGCAAAAAAGCUCUGUAUUGCCGUCGGGCGUUGCAGCCGCUACGCCUACCUACCCCGAUCCCGAGCAGGCUCCUCCUCCACUGCCUCCUCGGCCGACACAACCACCGUCACCACCGCCGCGCGAUAAGCCCGAACCGAGUUCUCCGGAAUCCGAUUCCGGCUCCGAGUCCGACUCUGACAUGGAUAUACUCCUCCCCAGUGACGUUAGGUCUUCUGCUGGACGUCCAGUGAAGAGCAAGUACGAGAUCGAAAUUGAGAGGGAACGGAGGGUGAGGAGGGAUGCCAUGGUUCAGGAAUGGAUGCAGCUACGUGAGGAGCAGGAGAGUGCUAUGCACAACAUCAGGGCAUAUAGAAUAAUGCGGGAGCAGAAGGAGGCUCAGAGGAAAGAGGCCGAACGGAAGGAGAUUGAGAGAAGAGAGGUUGAGAGAAGAGAAGCUGAAGAGAAAGAGAUACAGAGAAGAGAGGUUGAAAGAAGAGUAGCUGAAGAGAAAGAGAUGCAGAGAAGAGAGGAAGAAAGGAGAGAGAAACUUCGGCUGGAGAACCAAAGAACUAUCGAGCUGGAGAUAGAACGUGGGAGGAUUCUCCAAGAGAUCAAGAAGAGGGUCAGGACGGAGUCAACAGCUCCUUUGAGAGAAGAUAAGGAGGAGUUGGAUUGGUCCGGCACGGAUACCCCGGCCGCCGAAGAUACCUACAAGACCCCACAAUACCCCCCAGCGCAAAAAUACUUUGUCUUGACGCGAAAUCCAUCCACCAACGACUUCAACUUUGCGCCCCUUCCUCUCGCCCUAUCUCCCAUCUCACCCGAACAGACCACCCCGAUAAAAGUGUUCGAGAACAUGCAGUCCCCCGAAAAGUUUAUAGGUUAUUGGGAUGUAGUUCAGAGGUUGGGCUUUGAGAUCGUGGCGGGAGAGAGGGAGUGUGUUAUUGUUCGCGCCCCCAUCGAGGAUGCAGAUGGGAAAAUGCAGAGCAUGCUGCAGGAGAUCGAAGGGAUGCGGAAGCUCCAAACUAAACCCGCCCUCAAGGACAACACGCCACCGAAGGGGCUAGAUGCAAUUGCAGCAGAUAUUGCUGGCAAAAUCGGCCUUGGCGGAAAAUCAUCGCCAGUAGUCGAAGAGCCACCAAAGGUGUUCGAAGAGUUUUCCAGUCUCGUCGGUGAGACUAGCAAACCUGUUGAAAAAGAGCUCGCGCCCACCGAGCAGGAGACGGCUAAACCAAUCGAGGAAGCUGCCAAAUUGCAAGAAGUAUCUUCUGAAGCCCGUGAGCCCAAGGCCCCAGAGGAGGAUUUCAAACUCAACCCUUCGGACAUCAAGCGUCCGGACCAGAUCGCCGAGGAUGCAAAAUACCCCGAGGUGGUGGAAGAGAACAUCGAGUCGGGACAAGUGCACGACGGGGCCACCGCCACGCCACCGGUGAAGAUGGUAGCUGAAGAACCCACAGAGAUAGAAACAAACAACGCUUGGCAGGACAAGUACCGAUUCAGUGAGAAUACAGAAAAGACCAUCCAACAGCCAGCGGAGGAAAAACCAUUCACCGAAGCCCCGGAGGUCGUAAAAGAGACGCUAAAAAAGGAAGAAGCAACAAAAAGGUGGGAAGCCACCGCCGCAGCCCCCGAUCCCUUGGCCUCCACCAGAGAACGAACCCUUACAACCCAACCACUCCCACUAGCAGAAACCACCCCCCAACCCUCCCCCUCCCCGGCCUCAGAAGUCGCGCGAGAGAACUGGGAGAAGAGGCGUGGGUCCCCAUUACCUCCAACCCCAGCCGAAGCACUCCUUGCGAAACCAGCGGUGGAAAAACCCACCCUUACUACUCCCGCGCCCGCUGAGGCAGUCAACUCCCAGCGGCAACAGGGAAAAUCAACACAAGGUAAAAAGCCAAAGAGAAAGAUAUUCUGGACAAGCGUUUGGAUGGCGGCGGCCACUGGCGGGACAUCGUUUUUGCUUGAGAAUUAUUGUUGAGCACUUUUGGUUUCGUUUUUGCGCACUUUCGUUUUGAUUUUCUCCUCUCCCCUUUGCAUGUUCUGCUGGUGGUGGUGGUGUAUUGUAUUACUGUUUUCCUGCUUGUUUGUUUGCAUCUAUUCCUUGGCCGAUUGACAGGCUUAGUUUGGCUUGAUGGAUUGUGUCCAUUCCACCCCGGGUUGUGGUGGCGGUGGUGGUAGCGGUGGGUAAAGUACAUAUAGGAAGGGAAUUCAUUUUGGCUUGAUUCA
This is a messenger RNA of Tuber melanosporum (Perigord truffle), 2671 nucleotides long. RefSeq lists its product as uncharacterized. Bases 114 to 2423 code for a protein of 769 amino acids. The transcript has 2 exons. The record is from RefSeq and is a predicted model, not a curated record. Lineage: Eukaryota; Fungi; Ascomycota; Pezizomycetes; Pezizales; Tuberaceae.